Molecule: messenger RNA, 1011 nt
Organism: Fraxinus pennsylvanica
Lineage: Eukaryota; Viridiplantae; Streptophyta; Magnoliopsida; Lamiales; Oleaceae
Source: the annotation of a GenBank genome assembly
AUGGAUUCGAGUAAAAAUGAUAUCACUUUUUCUGGCUGCAAAACUUUUGCUUCAUGCUGCCGGAAGAAUUUUAAUCUGGAGAUAAGUUGUCAUACCUUUCUCCACCUUAGUUUAAAAAAGAGGUGUCAUGAAUCUCAGUUUCAGAGUGGAUGUCUUCUUGGAAAAUUUCAGCAUUGGAGAAUGAAGCAUAAUUUGUGCCAUGACUUCCCGCAUCAAUAUCAGGUACCAUGGAGUGAUCUGAGACUCCAACAACCUCUUCGGAUUGCAAAAAUUCAACUAGUGCUGGAUUCUUCAUUUCUGCUGAAGCAGCUUCCAUCUGGAUUUAAGCUGUAUUCUUGGAAAUUAAUGGUUGUUCAUUUAAAUAGAAAUUCUGUCUGCCUGAUGGCAUAUAACUUGAAAUUGUCCUUGGAUGGUGAAUGGUGGCAUCAUGUUCAACUGUCAUGUAAGAUAGUUCAUAAGCAAAAGCGCCAAUGUUCUGUACUUGGUGUUUCAACUUCAGCUACUUUCUCAAAGAUAAUUUCUUCAUCUGCCAUUCAUCUCGUUCAUCUAGGCAUGCCAUUCAGCAUUUCAAGAUUCUUAUUGCAACCACAUAUAAAUACAAGAACGCCUCACAUCUGCCGAUCCAAACUUUCACCUGCCGAGGAAUGUCCACCAGUAGCUAUCACUUUGGUCCAUAUACCAUUUUCAAGAUCUAGAUAUAAACAUCAUGAUAGAGGUUAUGUUCAUCAGAGAAACCACCAAAGAGAAAUAAGCUCUAGCAGAAAGAAAUUGGUGUACACCCACCUCGAGGCGGUACAUGUGCCCAAGGCAUUCAACCUUGCACACAACACAAGAAUAUCAUCAAAUAUGUGGACAUGUGAAAGAUGGCAAUCAAAUGAAUCUUCACCUCUACUCGCAAUAAUUUUGUACCUCCAAGAUGAGCAGGUGCUGCAUUUGGUAAGUGUAAUGGAAAAUGGAGGUGCCAAAAAUGCUAUAGCAGGAAGAAUAUCUGUUGUUGGUAUGAGAGGAUAA